Molecule: messenger RNA, 4932 nt
Organism: Paramuricea clavata
Lineage: Eukaryota; Metazoa; Cnidaria; Anthozoa; Malacalcyonacea; Plexauridae
Source: the annotation of a GenBank genome assembly
AUUUCAGGAUAAACCAAGUUUCCACCAGUACAGUUGGUCUCUCUUCAACGCUAUGUCACACAUGCUUUGCAUAGGUUAUGGUCGAUUUCCACCAAACAACAUCACUGAAUUGUGGGUAAUGCUGUGUAGUAUGACCAUCGGUGCGACCUUCUACGCCGUAUUUAUUGGCAUUAUGUCGACAUUAAUUAUGUCGAUAGACUCCUCGGGAAGAUUGUAUAAGGAAAAGGUAAUGUUUGUACAUGGUGUGAAAUUUACUCAACAUUUUCAAUGAUCAGCCUAAGUAAGAAAAUAAUAUGGAGUUUUGAUUGAGGGCCAUACAUAAUAGUUUGACAACUAAUAAAUCCAUGUUGUGGCCCUCAUGACGAACAAAUGAAUGCUAUAUAUGCGUGAAUAAAUGAUGCUAUAUAUUAUAUGGAGAAUAAAAUACAGAUACCGCUUAGGGGUUGGUCUCCUUUACCACUUCCGUGCCAUGAGAUCGAGUUCGAUAAUUGCUUGUGCAAUUUUCUGCGGACUAAAGUUUCAUUUAUUUCUUUGAAGACACCAUUUGUCUUCUGAAAAAUCGGAAGGUGAUCUCUUAUAAAGCGACUAUGAUUGAUUUACAUAUUGUAUUGACAUUUGACUGAUAACAUUACUUCAAUAUUUGAGUGAGUCAUGCUUUGGAAAUGACAAACUUUUGUUACCCAACCCUUGUAGUGAAUAUAGGAAACAUCACCGUUUAUUUGGUUGCUCUCAAGUCUCCCAUGUAUAUAUAAUUCGUUCUUGAAAAUGUGUAUUGCAAUAAAGAUGCGUAAUCUGAGAGGCAGGUAAUAUCCAACAUUUUCCUGUCAUUCUGGAAUCUACGAGCGUCGUUACUGGAAUUUACGAAUAUUAUAAAGCUAUGCAUAAAACUGACAUUUUUUCAGACAGGCAAUUUUGAGAACGGGUAUAAUAAUAUCCCAGUUCAGUAAUGAUCAAAUAAUUAAACUUUGUACUUUGGCGUUUCAAGCGAAGGCUCUUCCCAAAAGGUCGAAACGUCGAAGUUCUAGAACCUUGCAUUUUUCCACUAAAAAUAUCUUGUGUCUCUAUAUCUCUAUCAAUCGGAAGCUUUUUUAUCACUGGCACUACCUACGCUCGCCCAGACCGUUCAAGAAAUAUAUGUUAUUUACCGGCUGGGAGGUCCGGAUAGAAAAAUAUUUUGUCGAGGUCUAAAAAAGGCCCGAGACCGAAGGCCGAGGGACGUUUUUGAGACCGAGACAAAAUAUUUUUCUAUCUGGACCGACCUAAACGGCAAAUAACGUAUUUAUUUUUUUGUCGAAGACUCAGAGGCAAAUGGCAACGGUUUUAUUAUUAGAUUGCGCAUAUAGGAAACAAAACAAUAAAAACAUUUUGAUAUUCAAUUAUUUUACUUUAGAAAACAAACAAUUCAAUUAAAAUACAGUACAAUUAUUUUAUUCAUCAUUAAAAUUAUUUCAAAAUGACAUAUUCAUAUUUUUCAGUUUUAAAACAAAUAUACAAAAAAAUUUUGCUUUGCUUCGGCCAUUACGUAUAGGAUUCCGGACCGUGGUCAAAUAUCGUAAAAUUCCGCCCGCUGCUGCAGCCAGGUCAAAUAUCGUAAAAUUCCGCCCGCUGCCGCAGCCAAUCAGAUUGCAGAAAACGCUAGGAUUCCGGCCGCUGCUGAUAUACAAAAAAAUAAAUAGAGGAUAUUACACGGCGGCGCGAAGAUAUGCAUGACUUUUAUCUUCGAGUGGUGAAAACAAUAUUUUACGAACGAGCGCAGAGAAUGAGUAAAAUAUUGUUUUUAACACGAGAAGAUAAAAGUCAUAUCUUCAAGCCACCGUGUAAUGUUAGGUUUAUUAUAUAGUCCCAAGCAAAAAAUUGUGAAAUUUAAAGGGAAAUGGCAAUAUAUUUUUUUAUUUUCUUGUUUGAAAGAACAUUUAAAACCAUAUAUAAAACUCUUUUACCGUUUUUAAAUAUCUUGCUUACUUCUACAAAUAUUUUAAUCGAAAGAAAUGAAAUGUCCGCCAUCUUGGAUUUUUGUAGAUAUGCAUGUUACGUCACAACAGGGGUCAUGCAAUAUUUUUAUCUAGACAACCACUAAUCAUUUUGCACUCAAAAUUAUACUCCGUAUCCCCUUGGAAAUAUCAAGAUCACUUGAAACCUUUAAAACAUCUACCAAUCAAUAUUUGGUCAACAACGAAUACUUUUAUAUGGUUAAUCCCUGUUGUGACGUCACCAAAACUACCGUUAAUGAGAUAAAAUAAUUAUCCAAGAUGGCUGACAUCUCAUUACUUCAAGUGAAAAUAUUUCAAGAACUAAGCAAGACAUGAAGAAUCGGUAAAAGAAGUUAUUAAAUAGUUUCAAAAGUUCUUUCAAAUGAGAAAAUAAAAAAAUAUAUUGCCAUUUCCCUUUAACGCUCAAAAGCAAAUUGGAAAAAGUCACGUGAUCGAUAUCUUCGCUAGUGAAGAUAUGGAAAAUAUCUCACUGUGUAUUUUUCAGCAUCUCACUCUCUAUACUAUAUAAUAAUAUUCAUUAUAUCGUUCCAGUUGAACCAAGUUGGAGAAUACAUGCGUUACCGUAAACUGCCACUACAAAUCAGACGUCGGGUUCAAGAUUACUAUGAACAUCGCUAUCAUCAUAAACUGUUUGACGAAGACGCUAUCUUGACAGAAUUAUCUUACCCAUUACGAGAGGUAGGGUGGAUUUCUUAUAGAUAAUUUACGGAAUUACUAGCUGGAGGGUAUAAUUGAUAUAUAUUCCUUCGAAAACAAACAAAAACUGUAAACAUUACGUUAGACUGAAUAAAAUUCAAAGGAAAUUGAAGAAUGAAGUUGAGGCUAUCUGCCUGUAUAUAAUGGUGUACGUUCCAGUAAUUAUGUAAAAUUAACGGUUAACAAUAAGUAUUUGAUGGAAUUACAAUAACAAUUAAAAAUUUUGGCAAAAUUAUGCCUUACCCCUUAAAACCCUCAUAUAAGUAACAUAUAUGAUUAGUGGAACACUUUUAUUCUGCAGGAAAUUCAAAUUCACAACGCUCGAUCCUUGCUGACCUCCGUGCCAUUCUUUAGUAAUACAAGCGAAGAAUUUAUCUCGCUCUGUGUGACUUUACUUAAAUUUGAAGUUUUCCUUCCUGGAGACGUCGUAUUCAAGCGGGGAAGUAAAGGAGAUAGAAUGUAUUUCAUCGUGCGAGGCAUUGUGGAUAUUUUGACAACCGAUGGAUUUGUUGCGACCAGUCUUACAGAUGGUUCACAUUUUGGAGGUAUUUGUUACCGGUCAUUUUCACACCACUUAUUAAGGGGGAUAACACUUUAGUGUACUUUAUUAUAAUUAUGAUAGUAGCUACUACCGCAACGAAGAUAUUUAUUUAUUUAUUUACAUUUUGCAUCUCAGGCUCGUAGCCUGUAACAGGUUAAGGCCAUUUACUGCGGGUGGAUUACAUGUAUUACAUCGUCUGUUGACAAACAAUACAGACAGACGGACAGAUAUACAAACAAACAAACACAAUUAAUAAAGACAGAAAAUGUAUCCCCCCCCCCCACCGCCCGCCACUGAAAUAGGAUUAUUAUUCCCGGGAGAGUUUAAUAAUCAUAAAUUAAAAACAUCUUUAGAAAUAUCUUUGAUGCGAGAAGAUGGUCGUCGAACAGCAACUUGUCGAGCAGCAACAAUGUUGGAUCUUUAUUCAUUAAAUACCUCUGACUUCAGAACUGUUCUUGAUGCUUUCCCUGGCAUGCAGUCAGUACUUUCAGAAAUCGCUGUUGAAAGAUUACAAAGACUGGACAAAUACAGCGACGAAGCAAGACUAUAUCAAGUGAAAAGGUACGCAGUGAUAAGGUUGAUUAGCAUGCAUGUAUUCGGGAGGUGGAUAGUGCUUUUCACGGAAUCUGAUUGGUUGCUCAGCUCUGGAUAUCCCUGCACUAUUCAGCUCAAAAACAAAAUGGCUUCCUGUUUCGUUCCGGUUAUAGACGAGCAAACUUUUGUAUUAUAGACGAAGCUGCGGUUUCGCCAAACACGAAGAAACCAAAAUGUUUUCUUUAACAGGGUGCAGAGGUAUUCUUUAAAGGGAAAUGGCAAUAUUUUUUUUAUUUUCUCAUUUGAAAGAACUUUAAAGAUUAUAUAUAAUACUCUUACCGUUUUUUCAUAUCUUUCUUGCUUCUACAAAUAUUUUGAAGAAUAAACAUUAAAAUAUAUCUGAACAUCCUGGUAUCUGCUGCAUAAAACCUAAAAAUACGUCGUUUAAUAAAGCAUGUCAAACAAUAAUUAUCCAUUUUUCACAUGAAGUUUUAAAAACUGUAUCGAGAAGAGCAACAUGUCUUUACUGGGAAUUUAUCGUGAGGGGUAUGGGAAUUUUGUACCAAAAACGUAACACGUCUGCGCAUGUCUUACAACCAUAUAUCUUGAAUUUCCAGGGAUUACAAGACUGAGAAAAUUACCUCGAAUGACAUGGAAAACACUGACAUAAAUAAGAAACGCUUAGGCGCUAUGAAGAUCCCAACUUUAACUAAGGGAUUUAUUCGUUCAAUGGCUCCGACUCUCGGAGUAGCCACACUAAAUGAAUCAGAGACAACAACAAGUAGCGAGUUACCGAGUAUCGACGAAGGGGAGACUGGGGUCGGGUGUUCUGAUUGGACAAGCGUUGUUCCCGAGGGACAUGAUGAGACAACAGCAGACAUACAAACUGAGAUGGAAGGGAAGGAAUCUAGAGAAUAGCGAACUUCAAAGGCCUUUAUGUUUUAUAUUUUUCAGUUUGGUUGUAAAAUUUUAUUUUUCUAUUGAUCAGGUUGUAUUAAAAACAAAAUUACUCGUGAGUAUAUGAUAUACUUUCAGGUUGGUUACCAUCAGGGGUGUAGUAGUGGAAUGGGGGCUAAGAGGGCUUACCUUUGCUGGUUAAAAUUUCCUUUCAGCUUGCGAAGGGGGGAGGCUGAGCCCUCCUUAAAGUUUUUUAUCAAGACAGAAAUUGAC